Molecule: messenger RNA, 450 nt
Organism: Sclerotinia borealis F-4128
Lineage: Eukaryota; Fungi; Ascomycota; Leotiomycetes; Helotiales; Sclerotiniaceae
Source: the annotation of a GenBank genome assembly
AUGGACAGGGAUAUCAACAAGAACAUCAACAGGGAAAUAUGGGCGGUCAAUAGGGAUGAUAUGGUGGGCGGCAGGGAUAUCAAGGUGGAGGUGGAGGUGGAUUCGGAGGACUGGGUGGUGAACAUUAUGGAGGGGGUGGUGCUGGGUUUGGAGGUCAAUAUCAAGGAUAUUAAGAAUGUCAAGGUGGAGGUGGAGGUGGAUUCGAAGGAUCAGAUAUUGAAUAUUAUAGAAAUGAUAAUGAUAGGUUCGGAGGUAAACAUCAAGGAUAUCAAGGAUAUCAAGAUAAAGAUCGAAAUAGAUUCGGAAAGUCAGAUAAUAAACAUUGCGGAAAUAGGUAGUGAUAAUGGAUUCGGAGGUCAAUGUCAAGGACAUCAAGGUGAUGGAGGGGGAUUUGGAGGUCAACAGGGACAUCAAAGGAGGAGGUGGUGGAAAGUAUAUGAGUAUGUAUAA